Messenger RNA from Physcomitrium patens, 2661 nucleotides. RefSeq names its product protein LYK5. Gene Ontology annotation, biological process: protein phosphorylation. NCBI's taxonomy places the organism in Eukaryota, Viridiplantae, Streptophyta, Bryopsida, Funariales, Funariaceae. The record is from RefSeq and is a predicted model, not a curated record. Gene Ontology annotation, molecular function: protein kinase activity; ATP binding.
GGCGCAUGGCGAGACGGGACCCGGCAGGGCGCAUUGUAACAAUGUUGUACAGACUUGGUUCUCAAUUCGAGGAACAGCGUCGUGUGUGUGUGCCACUGUCGCUGAGAGGAUCGGUGGGGUCCUUGUGAUUAGAUCGUCCCUGGCGAUCUCCCUUGGCAGCUUCGUGCCUUGUCUUACGCCUGGUGCUCGUUUACGUUUGUGGAAACAUUCUGUCUGAGUAUCCUGGAUUCAUUGUGGUGUAACUCUAGUUCAUUGAGUCGUCGCAGGCUGUCGGGUCCGCUCCACAAUCGUUUUUUUGUUUUUUGUGUUUGUUUGUUUGUUUGUUUGUUUUUGUUUUUGUUUUUUGUUUUUUGUUUUGUUUUGUUUUUUUUUUUUGUGUUUUUUUGUGUUGUUUAGAGUUGUGUGCCACGACACUCAGUCGUCAGUCAUCAACGCGGGAAUGAGCGGCGAGUGCAGGAUCAUCACAAUCCUUGUCCUGACUUGUAAGUUCGUCGAUCGGGGAUUCAUGAGCGACUGCAUCGCUGCAGUUACUCCGUUUUUAGCUUUCAGACGUCUGUAGUCAGUCUGCUCCUGUGUUUCUCUUGCGCUGAUGGAUUUGGCUUUAAUGUGCUAGCUGCAUUCGUUGAGUUGCCCUGUUUCUCGAUCCGGCUGGCUUGAGCGUCUCUCCUCUGCUCUUUUCCUCGCUUCGUUGAUUACUUAAAUUCAUGCUAUCUUGGCAGGCUGUGGUCGCUGUUACCGAUCCUACUUCUGUCGAAAUGGAAUGCCUCCCUUGCUUUGAUCUGCAUGUAGGCUGUUUCUUAUCAGAGGGUUCGUGAUGUUUGUCAGUCUGAAGCGCUGUGUUCUAUUAGGGUUACUUCAGUUUCUCUAAUCCAGAGGGAAAUCAUCUGGUAGGUAGCAGGCGCUUGAUUCAGAAAUCCUUGGAACGUAAGUUAGGGUUGUCGCGGACCUGAUGUUGUCCCGAUUCCCUGGGCAGUUUCUUUUAUGUACUAUCAGGAAAACCGCUUCUUGGUGUUUUCUCCUUCUCGGUGGCCUAUUUAAUUUAUGAAGUGAGAACCAAUCAGGUCCUUUUAAUAGAUUUUAGGUUACUCACAUGACAUAGAGCAGGAGAGAGUACUUUGGCGAUGUCGAGAUUCUAGCAAGUGCGUCCUGGAUCUUCUGCCUCAAUUAUGAAUUUGAGUUCAGAGACCUUCUGCCGCGGACAAGAGCGAAUAGGGUUUCAGAUUCUGUGACUUGCUCAGCAUGUGUUUGUUUAGGCGACGCAAGUUGCCGAAACAGGCACCUUCAUAUGCACCAUCGCAAGCAUGGACUCUCAAUUCGGAAACGGCAUUGAGGAAAGCACAGGAUGAUAGCAGCUUCGAUUUGAGUACAAGUUACACGGUCAGUCAAUCUGAGUUGUCGAAGGAAUCAAAAGUUUCUAGAGAAACUGCAAAUUCUUCAGGAAGUACAUUAUCUUUGGCGAGUUUGAAGGGUAUGCUGUCUGAUGGCGCACACAUUUUCACGUACAAAGAGCUACAAAAGCUAACAGGUAAUUUUAACCCAGCUAAAAACCUCGGAGGAGGCACGUUUCGUGGGACUAUUUCGGGGAAGAAUGUCACCGUAAUUGUGGAGAAAAGGACAUGCGCGGACAUCGAUUUUGUUACUGAAGUUAAGAGCAUUUGUAACCUACAUCACUCCAGUCUUAUAAAGCUUAUUGGGGGCUGCAUGAGCGGGGAUCAGUCGUAUUUGGUGUAUGAAUAUAUCGAUGGUGCAAAUUUGCGGCAGUGCUUAGGCAGCGCUAUUGCCCCCGGUUUCACAGCGCUGAAGGCGUGGACAGAAAGGAUUCGAGUCGCCCUUGAGGUGGCGAAGGGGAUCGAAUAUCUUCACGAACAUGCUUCACCCCCUUUUGUACAUAAAUACAUCAAAAGCAGCAGCAUCAUUUUAGACAACGAGCUUCACGCGAGGAUUGCCAACGUGGGAGUUGCGAGAAUUCGAGGAGAAACGGCGACAGAGCCUGAUUUAGCCGGUGCCCGAGAGGCUAGACAACUGCCCAGGAACCGUAGUUCAGCACGGGAGGCGCAAGGGCUACACCAUGGGCGGACGUUUGGGCGGCCGCGCAGCAUCAAGAUCUCGGGAACUCAUGGGUACAUGGCCCCUGAGUAUACUCAAACUGGUGUCAUCACCUCGAAGCUUGACGUUUACGCUUUCGGCGUUGUUUUAUUAGAGAUGCUUUCGGGACAGGAAGCCGUGAAGCUCCAGCGAAGCCCUGGUGAGAACACUGUUAAGAAAACUGUAUUGCCUGAGGUGAUAGCUGCCAUAUUUUCCGACAAAGAUCCUAGAACUAGGGUUCGAGAAUGGAUAGAUCCACUGCUUAGAGACAAUUUCCCUCUGGAGUGUGCAUGUAGAGCGGCGCUUGUAGCCAGAAAGUGUGUGCUUGCGAAUCCUGACGACAGGCCAGCUAUUCGCAAUGUGACGCUCAGUCUUGAACGAAUAUACGUAGCUUCGAAGCAAUGGGAGGACAAUAUGUUGGCAUCCAAGAACUUGUUGACGUCUACUCUCACUGCUCGUUAAAAUUCCCUGUCAUCAUUCAUGGCCAUGUCCACGGGUGCAGCCCUAGACCGCCAAGUGUGAUAUACUUGACUUUUUCUCAAUUUUGAUUCUGAAUUCUUAACUGUUGCAUUUUUC